AUGACAGCCCAGGGGCUCACGCCCUCGCCGCUGCUCCUGCUGCAGCUGGUCGCGGGCGCUGCCGGCGCUGGGGGCGCCCGGGGGCGCGGGGAGGGCACCACACCGCACCAACAGAGCAUCAUCCUGGGCCGAUGCGCGGAGUACGUCGCGCUCCUGAAUCCAGACCAGCGGGACAAGAACUGCACAGCUAUCUGGGAAGCCUUUAAAGUGGUGCUGGACAAGGAGCCCUUUGUAUUUCCCUCCGACUACGACCUUUUCAUUAACCUCUCCAGACAUUCCAUUCCCAGAGACAAGUCCCUGUUCUGGGAAAACAACCACCUCCUUGUCACUAGCUAUUCAGAGAAUGCCCGUCGUCACUUGAUACCUCUGUGCAAUGUUCUGUACAGGACGAUUGGUGAUUUUCUGAGCUGGUGUCGACAGGAAAAUGCCUCCGGACUUGAUUACCAGUCCUGCCCUCCAUCAGAAGAUUGUGAAAACAACCUGGAUUCUUUCUGGAAAAGGGCAUCUGUGCAGUAUUCAAAGGACAGUUCUGGGGUGAUCUAUGUCAUGCUGAAUGGUUCAAAGCCAUCAGGAGCCUAUCCUGUUAAAGGUUUUUUUACAGAUUUUGAAAUUCCCUGUUUCCAGAAGGAUAAAAUCACACGAAUUGAGAUCUGGGUUAUGCAUGAAAUCGGAAGACCGGAAGUGGAGUCCUGUGGAGAAGGCACUGUGAAAAUCCUGGAAGAGAGACUGAAGAAAAUGGGUUUUCAGUACAGCUAUAUUAACGAUCACCUACCAGUGAAGCUCUUCAAGUGCGUGGACCACAGCACCCAUCCUGACUGUGCUUUGAAUUCGGCAGCAGCAUCUACUCAAAGAGAAGUCCCACCUCUCUGGGCAGAACAUGGUGCCAGCCAUAUCAUUCCUUUCUUAGGAAGGAAUUCCAGUGGCUCUGGCUUCAGCUGUUCAAAUGUAACUGGAAACUCCUCUGUGCAGCCCUAACCAUCCACCAGCCCUGAAGCCUGCCCUUUGCACAUUCAUCAUUCUUGUUCUGUGCAUACCAGGUGAUUCCACUGUCUAAUGAAGCUUCCUGCUGGGAA
This is a messenger RNA of Callorhinus ursinus (northern fur seal), 1073 nucleotides long. It is a transcript of the gene BST1, whose product is annotated as bone marrow stromal cell antigen 1. The record is from RefSeq and is a predicted model, not a curated record. Gene Ontology annotation, biological process: positive regulation of B cell proliferation. NCBI's taxonomy places the organism in Eukaryota, Metazoa, Chordata, Mammalia, Carnivora, Otariidae. Gene Ontology annotation, cellular component: plasma membrane. Gene Ontology annotation, molecular function: phosphorus-oxygen lyase activity; NAD+ nucleosidase activity, cyclic ADP-ribose generating.